Messenger RNA from Hordeum vulgare subsp. vulgare (domesticated barley), 1582 nucleotides. Its product is annotated as purine permease 3-like. Gene Ontology annotation, cellular component: membrane. Gene Ontology annotation, molecular function: purine nucleoside transmembrane transporter activity. The record is from RefSeq and is a predicted model, not a curated record. NCBI's taxonomy places the organism in Eukaryota, Viridiplantae, Streptophyta, Magnoliopsida, Poales, Poaceae. The coding region runs from base 95 to 1270 and encodes 391 amino acids. The transcript has a single exon.
GCUCAUCACCAUCUGGAGCAUCUAACAUACAGGAGCCUCCAAACAAAACUCGUAAGCGAAAGAAGCAGAACACACAUAAUCCGAGCUGAUCUUCAUGGCAACCAUAACUGCUAGUGCCAUUUCGGCCAUGCAAGAAGCAGCAAAGACGCCAAGCGCCUCGCCGGCCCGCGCCAUGGCCGCCUCGAUGGCCUCGCCGACUCGCUACCGGCCUUCGCUGCUGGUCAUAUUCAGCGCUUGCCUCGUCCUGAUCGGCGCCGGCGGGCCGCUCCUGCUGCGGGUCUACUUUGUCCACGGCGGGCAACGCCUGUGGCUCUCCGCCCUUCUUCAGAUCUCCGGCUGGCCGCUCCUCCUCCCACCCAUGUGUGUCUCCCUCUUUCGCGGUCGCCGCCACGGCAUCGCCAACCUCCUCCUCCCGCCGCGCCUCGUCGUCGCGGCCGCCGUGCUCGGCGGGUUCUACGCCGUGUCGUGCUACGUGUACGCGAUGGGUUCGCAGGCGCUGCCGCUGUCCACCUCGUCGCUGCUGCUCGCGACGCAGCUGGCCUUCACGGCGGUGUUCGCGUUCCUCUUCGUCGGACUCCGCUUCACGCCCUUCUCCGCCAACGCCGUCCUGCUGCUCAUCAUUGGCCCGGCAGUGCUUGGAGUCGGGCCGGGAGCCGGGAAGCCGGCGGGCGUGACAUCCAAGGCGUACUGGACCGGGUUCUGCGAGGGCAUCGCUGCAGCGGCGCUCGCCGGGCUCGUGCUGCCGCUCGUCGAGGUCUCCAUGGAGCGAUACGGACGCCGGACGGGACCCGCGGCGAGGGCGCCGCCUCCCUACUCCACGGUCAUGCAGAUGCAGGCCGUGAUGGGAGCCGCCGGCACGCUGGUGUGCCUGCUCGGCAUGGCCAUCAAGAGCGACUUCGGAGCGCUGCGAAGCGAGGCGGCAGCUUUCGGGCUCGGCGAGACCAAAUACUACCUGGUGCUCGUGUGGGACGCCGUGUCAUGGCAGCUGCUCAACCUCGGCAUCAUGGGGCUCAUCACCUUCGCCUCCUCGCUUCUCGCCGGCAUCAUGAUCGCCGUGCUCCUGCCGCUUUCCCAGAUCCUCGCCGUCCUCUUCCUCCACGAGAAGUUUGACGGACCGAAGGGCAUCGCGCUCGUGCUCUCGCUCUGGGGCUUCGCCUCCUACAUGUAUGGGGAGAAGGUCCAGCAGAAGAAGGCGGAGGCGCACAAGAGCGAGCUGCUGCAGCAGCAGGUGGCGAGCAAAACCGGAGACCUGGAGCUGGCUGCCCCUUGAUAUUAUUGUUGUACUUUUUUUUUUUUUGCCUUUCAGAAGUACAAACUGUAGAGACAUAUGUUUAGUAAGACUAAGACAUUGUUUCAUUCUAUAAUAGCUAGGGUAGCACAAAGAAAUCGAAGCCCACACUGCUCAAGUCUUCGUGCUCGCAUUUAUUCUGUAGUUAUAGGAUUUUCGAAUAUACCAACUCAGUGUUUUGAAGGUGUUAGAGUAUGCAUGUGUGCCUUCAUAGGGGUAAGUACAUGUGCGUUUAUAUGAACAUUUACGUCCAUACUGUGUUAAAAACAUAUUAUUUAAAAAUGAUAUUUUUAG